AAUCAGAGAAAUAGUUUUAAGAAUUUAAUCAAAUGAGAAAGUGUUUAGUAUUAAUUUGAGAAACAUUCAACUGUUAAUCAUUUAAAAAUAACGUAUAGUGAAUCAUUUCAUAAUAUAAGUUAAAUACAAAGCUGAAUUUAAAAAAUGUUAAAUACCAAAAAACUUGAUGGUAAAACUGUAUUUAUUACUGGAGGAAGUAGAGGCAUCGGAAAAGCAAUCGCAUUAAAAGCUGCUAAAGAUGGUGCAAAUAUAGUUAUUGCUGCUAAAACGGCGGAGCCUCAUCCUAAACUACCCGGUACCAUUUAUACAACGGCACAAGAAAUUGAAGCAGUAGGUGGGAAAUGUCUUCCAUGUGUAGUCGAUGUUAGAGAUGAAUCACAAGUUCUUUGUGCAGUCGAGAAAGCUGUAACUUUAUUUGGUGGUAUAGACAUAGUCAUUAAUAAUGCGAGCGCAAUUUCAUUGACAACAACAUUGCAUACAGAUAUGAAAAGAUAUGAUUUAAUGAAUAAUGUAAAUGCAAGAGGAACAUAUUUAGUUUCAAAAUCGUGUUUACCGUAUUUGAAAAAAAGCAGCAACGCUCAUAUUCUUAAUCUUAGCCCACCUAUUAAUUUAAAUCCUGUUUGGUUCAAAGAUCACUGUGCCUACACAAUGUCAAAGUAUGGAAUGUCUAUGUGCGUUUUAGGAAUGUCUGAAGAAUUUAAAAAGGAUAAGAUUUGCGUAAAUGCGUUAUGGCCCAGAACUGUGAUACAUACGGCAGCUGUAGAAAUGUUAUCAGGGGUAGAUGAAGCAAAGAAGUUUUCUCGUAAGCCCGAAAUAAUGGCUGAUGCUGCUUAUGCGAUUAUUACAAAAUCUUUUGAUAAUAGUUUAACUGGUCAAUUUUAUAUUGAUGAUGAAGUAUUAAAACAAGAAGGCAUCUUAAAUAUUGAUCAAUAUUUGAGUGAUCCAACAUCUGACGACUUAAUGAUGGAUUUCUUUUUGGGUGAUAUUUCACAUGAAGGUUUUAAUCGUGGCAAAGAAUUGGCUUUGAAGCAAGCUGAAACUGUUAAUAUUAAAAAAUAAUCAUUUUCUUAUUAUUGUGUGAAGACUUCAAAUUCAAAAUACAAUAGCUUUUUAAAACUUUAA
This is a messenger RNA of Daktulosphaira vitifoliae (grape phylloxera), 1122 nucleotides long. Its product is annotated as hydroxysteroid dehydrogenase-like protein 2. The transcript is spliced from 6 exons. Gene Ontology annotation, cellular component: mitochondrion. The record is from RefSeq and is a predicted model, not a curated record. The coding region runs from base 145 to 1059 and encodes 304 amino acids. Lineage: Eukaryota; Metazoa; Arthropoda; Insecta; Hemiptera; Phylloxeridae.